Molecule: messenger RNA, 819 nt
Organism: Babjeviella inositovora NRRL Y-12698
Lineage: Eukaryota; Fungi; Ascomycota; Pichiomycetes; Serinales
Exons: 1
Molecular function (GO): carboxy-lyase activity; thiamine pyrophosphate binding
Source: RefSeq, a predicted model, not a curated record
GCUCAUCUUUGGGUAAUAUAUGCUCCCUACGGUCCUUUCCUUGAUAUAUCUGAAGUAAUUCUGGCUUUAAAUCCGGCAAACCACAACUUGAAUCUUAAAAUUAUUCCUAGGAAGUGAAAUUUUGGGCCUAGACGCUUUCCUGGUUCUUUCUAGGACAACCGUUCGAGCCGGCGGAAGUCUCUCCGCGACCACGCGACGUGCAUUGUGCAUCCAGCAAGUCUCCUGCGAUCCCUAAUACUCCCGGCCUUGGGAACACAAUUGCUGUUUCAUUAGUUUCAAAAAGACAGGAAAACUAUAUAAACCCCUCAGCUCCUUCGUAUAUUUUUUUACCAUUUUUUAAGCACCUUUACACCAAUAAUUGUCUACCCACCAAACAAACCGCCCUUCUAUCAUAUAGCCCACACCAUGUCUAUCACUCUCGGCCAAUAUCUCUUCGAAAGAAUGAACCAGCUCCACGUUAAAACAAUCUUUGGGGUGCCUGGUGACUUCAAUUUGCUGCUUUUGGAUUAUAUAUCCGAGGUUCCGGGCAUGAGAUGGGCCGGGAACGCCAACGAACUCAAUGCCGCCUACGCCGCUGACGGCUAUUCCCGUGUGGCUCGAUUGGGCUGUAUUGUCACCACAUUCGGUGUCGGCGAAUUGUCCGCGUUGAAUGGGAUUGCCGGUGCCUAUGCAGAACAGGUUGGUCUCGUACAUGUUGUUGGGGUGCCGGCCAUGUCGUCUCAAAACAAUAAGUUGUUGUUGCAUCACACCUUGGGUAACGGAGACUUUACCGUUUACAGAAAGAUGUCUGCUCACUUACUGAAUGUCAACGUGAUGUUA